GGCUUGGCUGGGCAUGUUUAAGCGCACAGUGCUCUCCUGCCCACCCCCAGCAGCACCCCCACUCCAGGCUCGAGGAGCUUUCCGGAGCUUCCCACACUUCUGGGGAGAAGACUUCUUAGCCAGCUUGAUGUUUAAAAUUCAGCUGGAGCCCUUAAAACUUCGAGCGUGGACGCUGAAUGGGUUUGUAAAGUUUCGAAACAAGGAGACCAGCACCGGUCCAGUGGCUGUGAUGGGCAAAGAUUAUUACAAGAUUCUUGGGAUCCCAUCAGGGGCCAAUGAAGAUGAAAUCAAGAAAGCCUACCGGAAGAUGGCCUUGAGGUACCACCCUGACAAAAACAAGGAGCCCAACGCCGAGGAGAAGUUUAAAGAGAUUGCAGAGGCCUACGAUGUGCUGAGCGACCCUAAGAAACGGAGCCUGUAUGACCAGUAUGGGGAGGAAGGCCUGAAGACCGGCGGUGGCACGUCAGGUGGCUCCAGUGGCUCCUUUCACUACACCUUUCAUGGGGACCCUCACGCCACCUUUGCCUCCUUCUUUGGUGGCUCCAACCCCUUCGAUAUCUUCUUUGCCAGCAGCCGUUCCACUCGGCCCUUCAGUGGCUUUGACCCAGAUGACAUGGAUGUGGAUGAAGAUGAGGACCCAUUUGGUGCCUUUGGCCGCUUUGGCUUCAAUGGGCUGAGUAGGGGUCCUCGGCGAGCCCCAGAACCUCUGUAUCCCCGGCGCAAAGUGCAGGACCCACCUGUGGUGCAUGAGCUGCGGGUGUCCCUGGAGGAGAUCUACCACGGCUCUACCAAGCGCAUGAAGAUCACAAGGCGGCGCCUCAACCCUGACGGGCGAACUGUGCGCACCGAGGACAAAAUCUUGCACAUUGUCAUCAAGCGUGGCUGGAAGGAAGGCACCAAGAUCACCUUCCCCAAAGAGGGCGAUGCCACACCUGACAACAUCCCUGCCGACAUCGUCUUCGUGCUCAAGGACAAGCCCCAUGCACACUUUCGCCGGGAUGGCACCAAUGUGCUCUACAGCGCCCUGAUCAGCCUCAAGGAGGCGCUGUGCGGCUGCACCGUGAACAUUCCCACCAUUGAUGGCCGAGUGAUUCCUUUGCCCUGCAAUGAUGUCAUCAAGCCUGGCACAGUGAAGAGACUCCGAGGGGAGGGCCUUCCCUUUCCCAAGGUCCCCACGCAGCGGGGAGACCUCAUUGUGGAGUUCAAGGUCCGCUUCCCGGAUAGAUUGACACCACAGACUCGACAGAUCCUGAAGCAGCACCUGCCCUGCUCCUAGGCGCUGCCCCAGCCAGCCCAGAGUCUACCACAGCAAUACCCCACACUCACCCGUCCAGUGUACACCCAGCUUGACAUCCACUGGACACUGGAAACUUUUUCUAAAACGCAAAAAAAGCCACUGGUUUUCAGGAUAACGUUCCUGUCCCUGACCCUUCUCAGAGCUGGGCUGCCUUGGGGAGUGGGAGGGAGGUGGGGAGAGCCAGCCCAGGCCAGGGGUCAGUGUUUCUGUCACUAGCUUUGAAUCCAGUUUCCACUCCAGUGGCUGGGGAGUGACUUGAGUGCUACUUGAAGAUAUAGAUCCCUUGUCUGUGCCUGUAAAUAGCAUGUCCUCCUUCCCUCAGCCUUGCUGAUACCUUUCCUUUCCCUUCCCUCUGAGCUCCUCCUGUGUGGGGGAGGAAGAGGAUACAAAGGACACUGGUCUCCACCCCCACCCCUGGUCCACAGUGUCCAUGGUUGCCGCACACAUAUCCACGUACAUGAAGCACUCAUCCAGAGCUAUGUGUACUCUCCAGGAGGCAGGAGAGGCAAAGACAGAAAGGGGAAGUCCGCAACCCUCGAACAGGGCCAUUGAGCACGAGACACUUUUCAUUUGGGGGAGGGAGAUAAACUGACCCUCAGCAAUCUCCCCAACAGCUGCCCCCAGCCUACACCUCACAGACAGGUUCUGCCUUCUCUGCUGCUCUGAGGAAUGUUCGAGGGUGGAGAAAGGGAGGAAGGGCUUGGGAUUUUAAGGCUAAGGGUGGGCCAGGGCCCAUCUCCCAGCCCUCAUCAAGAAGGGAAAGGGCUUUGGGGUCAGGUGGCAGCUAUUCCCCAACAAGAGAUUCAGGGUCACAGGUUUCUCUCCACACCUCUGAACUCAGGGCCUAGCCACCCCAAACUUCCAAGUCCCACUUUUGUGAUAUGUGAAGCUACUUAUUUCUUACCCUUCUUGGAGGCUGUGUGGGGAAUUUCCAGCCCUUUUAUGCCUGUGUGAUCCCACCCCACUCCCCCAGUUGUGUAAGUCAAUAGUGGAGGAGCUGGGAGAAGACUGCUUCAGCUGGUCCUGGGGUGGGGUCUUUAGGUUUUCUCACUUUGACAAGCCCCUGAAUGUUUUUAUAGUAGUUUUUUUGUAUUUUUUGUAAUGACAGUAUUAUCAAAAAUAAAGUAUUUUAAAAAUA
Messenger RNA from Cavia porcellus (domestic guinea pig), 2435 nucleotides. RefSeq names its product DnaJ heat shock protein family (Hsp40) member B5 (gene Dnajb5). NCBI's taxonomy places the organism in Eukaryota, Metazoa, Chordata, Mammalia, Rodentia, Caviidae. Bases 14 to 1276 code for a protein of 420 amino acids. Gene Ontology annotation, molecular function: protein-folding chaperone binding. The transcript is spliced from 4 exons. Gene Ontology annotation, cellular component: cytosol. The record is from RefSeq and is a predicted model, not a curated record.